ACCCCUCUCUGCAAAAUGGCGGCGGUAGCUCCGGCGGCAGAUCCGGCUACGGCGCUAGCGCCUGUCCCGGCCGCGGCCCCGGCGCCCGUCCCAUCAGCCCCGGCGCCCGCCCCGGCAGUAGCGACGCCAGCAGGAGGCGCCGCCCCGACGGCGGCGGCCCCGGUAGCCGUGCCGCCCGCUCCGCCCCCGCCCCCGCUGUCAGCGGUGCUGGGCGGCCCCUUCCCCGGCGGCCGCGUGGUCCGGCUGCACCCAGUCGUGCUCGCCUCCAUCGUGGACAGCUUCGAGCGGCGCAACGAGGGCGCGGCCCGGGUCAUCGGCACCCUGCUGGGCAUGGUGGACAAACACUCCGUGGAGGUCACCAACUGCUUCUCCGUCCCCCACAACGAGUCCGAGGAUGAGGUUGCAGUUGAUAUGGAGUUUGCCAAGAAUAUGUACGAGCUGCACAAGAAGGUUUCUCCCAGUGAAAUCAUCUUGGGGUGGUAUGCCACAGGCCAUGACAUUACGGAACAUUCUGUCCUGAUCCAUGAGUACUACAGUCGGGAGGCACACAGUCCAAUCCACCUAACUGUGGACACCAGUCUCCAGAAUGGACGUAUGAGCAUUAAAGCCUAUGUCAGUGCUCCAAUGGGGGUCCCUGGUAAAACCAUGGGAGUGAUGUUUACACCUCUGACAGUGAAGUACAUUUACUAUGACACGGAACGGAUAGGAGUUGAUCUCACCAUGAAGACCUGUUUCAGCCCUAAUAGAGUGAUUGGUUUAUCCAGUGACUUGCAGCAGGUGGGGUCAGCAUCAGCUCGGAUCCAGGAUACACUGGGUAUGGUGCUGCAGUAUGCAGAAGAUGUGCUGUCUGGGAAAGUGUCUGCUGACAACACAGUUGGGCGUUUCUUAAUGGAUCUUAUUAACCAGGUGCCUAAGAUUUCACCAGAAGACUUUGAGACAAUGUUAAACAGCAAUAUCAAUGAUCUGCUGAUGGUGACCUAUUUGGCAAACCUCACACAGUCUCAGAUUGCUCUCAAUGAAAAGCUCCUGAGCUUGUAACAAACAAGCUCUCUAACCAUCUCACGAUUGGCUGAGAGCUGGAAGAUACAGCAGAGAUCUCCUGCGGUGUUUCGUUACUGAAUUUGGACCAUAAUUUAAUUGCUUAAAUGACUCAAUUAUCCAUGUCCUUCCCAACUCUCCUGAAAAUAUGAGACUGGUUCAAAUUAAAAAAAAAAAAGGAAAGUGGCCACAUCUUAACUGAACCUAUUACUUAAAGUGGAAUUGGUUUCUGUGCAGUGAUGUGAGCUGCUGUCACUCAUUUAUAUAAAAACACAACUCUUUUUAUUGUAAGGAUGCAUUGGUUCUAAAUAAAGUCCCAUUCCACUGGUAA
Messenger RNA from Alligator mississippiensis (American alligator), 1369 nucleotides. It is a transcript of the gene EIF3F, whose product is annotated as eukaryotic translation initiation factor 3 subunit F. NCBI's taxonomy places the organism in Eukaryota, Metazoa, Chordata, Crocodylia, Alligatoridae. Gene Ontology annotation, cellular component: eukaryotic translation initiation factor 3 complex, eIF3m. Gene Ontology annotation, molecular function: translation initiation factor binding; metallopeptidase activity; translation initiation factor activity. The record is from RefSeq and is a predicted model, not a curated record. Bases 16 to 1038 code for a protein of 340 amino acids. The transcript has 8 exons. Gene Ontology annotation, biological process: translational initiation.